Molecule: messenger RNA, 2451 nt
Organism: Letharia columbiana
Lineage: Eukaryota; Fungi; Ascomycota; Lecanoromycetes; Lecanorales; Parmeliaceae
Exons: 3
Coding region: 1-2451 (816 amino acids)
Biological process (GO): intracellular signal transduction; protein phosphorylation
Cellular component (GO): cytoplasm; nucleus
Molecular function (GO): protein serine/threonine kinase activity; ATP binding
Source: RefSeq, a predicted model, not a curated record
AUGUGCCUAGAGGACAAGUUUGAACUUCUCAAGGAGAUUGGCGAUGGUAGCUUUGGCAGUGUCGCUUUGGCUCGUGUCCGAACGGCUGGUGCUCAUAUUGCUCGACGAGGCACUAUGGUCGCUAUUAAGACGAUGAAGAAGACCUUUGACUCUUUCGGCCCAUGUCUGGAACUUCGAGAGGUCAUCUUCCUGCGCUCAUUACCCGUCCACAUUCAUCUCGUCCCAGCUCUCGAAAUCUUCUUAGAUCCAAUGUCGAAGAAGCUACACAUCUGCAUGGAGCACAUGGAUGGAAACCUGUACCAACUAAUGAAAGCACGUGAGCACAAAUGCUUGGAUAGCAGCAGCGUCAAAAGCAUUCUUUUCCAAAUCCUGUCCGGUCUAGACCAUAUUCAUAAUCACAACUUCUUUCAUCGCGACAUAAAACCAGAGAACAUUCUUGUUUCGACAUCGUCGCCCCAAGACAGCAACACUACCUUCCGGAGAUAUUCUUCAAUAGUCACGCCUCCAAGUACACCACCCUUGUACACGAUCAAGAUAGCAGACUUUGGCCUGGCUCGAGAAACGCAUUCACAACACCCCUACACAACUUAUGUCUCGACAAGGUGGUACCGCGCUCCCGAGGUCCUCCUCCGUGCUGGUGAGUAUUCGGCACCGGUCGACAUCUGGGCCAUUGGCGCUAUGGCUGUUGAGAUUGCCAACCUUAAGCCAUUGUUCCCUGGUGGCAAUGAAGUUGAUCAAGUAUGGAGGGUAUGCGAGAUUAUGGGUUCGCCUGGCAACUGGUAUGAUAAGUCAGGCAAGAAGGUCGGCGGUGGAGACUGGAGAGAUGGCACUCGACUGGCCCAGAAGCUAGGCUUCUCUUUCCCAAAGAUGGCUCCUCAUUCUAUGGAGACAAUCCUGAGGGCACCACAGUGGCCAGUUGCUUUGAGCAAUUUUGUUACUUGGUGCCUGAUGUGGGAUCCCAAGAACCGGCCUACGUCAGCGGAAGCUAUGAAGCAUGAGUAUUUCAAUGACGCGGUUGAUCCUCUGCGGCCAAAGUCCUCGGGCUCCCGGCUUCUCGGGAGGAAGCAUUCAAGCAUAGACGGCAAGUCUCAGAGGGAUUCCAGCGAAGGUGCCGCACAAUCUUCCAGGCCCUCCUGGUUCAGAAAGUCACUCAUUCGUGAUCAUUCACCGGCCUUACCCAUACAGGUGCCCUCUUCUCAGACUCAAGUAACAUCACCCAACAGGUCGCCAAUAUACCAUGCCAAGACAGCCGACAAUGUUCCCCCAGCUGCAGAGUCUACAUCGACCAUCAGAUACCGUCCGUUUGCCCACAAGCGAGCCACUUGGACCAACGGCACGAAUCCUUCGAAUGCUGCGCCGAUGCCGAUCCUCCCAUCCAUUCGGCCUAUAUCUCCCUUCUCGGAUACUGUGACUGCGCAGUCACACAAUAAUCCAGUGUAUAAACCCACAGGCCAUGCUACCACGACGGUCCCGUCUUCUGAUCCGAAACCGUCGAAAAAGAUCGGCCGUCAAUUGUCAGUCCAGUCAAACGGAAAUCACUAUGCUGACCUUCAUCGCCAAGAGGCUGAGCGUGCCUUGAAUGGGCAAAGGGCACCACCAAUGUCUCCUAAUAGUGAGCAAAAGGAAGGCUUUUUCUCCCAUCUGCGCAAAAGAGCACGGAGGUUAUCGGGAAAGCCUCAAAUGCCAGUGCCUUCAAGCAUGGAUGACGUUGAAGCCAAUGCAGGCUGUAGUCCCUGGCAAAGUAAUCGAAACUCCAUGAUUGUUGAUUCUAACAUGGACACGAUCUUGGAGAAGAGCUUCAACGACGUUGACGAAGCUCUACAAUCAACUCGUCCACUCGCCGAGCCGCUCUCGCCAUCACCCGAAGUCCCAUCUUCGCACAAACAGCAGCACGGCCUCUCCAACGCUGAGAAUUCAAUAAAUCGUCACCCAUCUCUGUCAAAAAGUGUAAGCUCCCCAGCUUUGGACUCUUCGAGCUUCACAGGUGCUGGUGGGCCCAUAUCGAGUCGAACGCGACGAGCUCUCCACCGCUCGACCCAUCCGAGCCAUAUGUACGACACACCCGACGAGGAAGACGAGUUGCUCCACGAGGCUCUAAAUAGUGCUCAGAACGCUGCCAAGGGAAUAGAUGGUCGUAGCAAAGCUGAAGAACGGGACUAUCUAAAGAAAUUAACACAGGUAGACACUCCUCGACAGCCGUUGCGGGACACGGCCAACAACAUGGCGUCUCUGAAUCCAUACCCUACUCCUUCGCCAUCAGCUAAAAGGAACGGCGUUCUUUUCGAUGCGAAUGCCAUGACGGAACCAGUCGAACCUCUCAAAAUCAUCAAAACUCGGCCGAAGGAGGACGUCCAUCCUACUCCAAGAUGGCCAACACCACCAUACGAAGAAAACGAGUGGGCUGCCUCAGCGGCUGCUAGUAUCUUCGCUGCUGGGUCUAUCUACCAAUAG